GGUCUGUGUAUGAAAUCUCGGGCAGUGAAUGCUGCUUGUCGACGGGCGACCUGCUGAAGGUCCUGGCUGUGGUGCUGCAGAAGGUCGUCUGCGAGGACACGGAGACAGGGCAGACAACAGAGCUGCCCCCAACGUUUAAGG
Messenger RNA from Merops nubicus (carmine bee-eater), 141 nucleotides. RefSeq names its product protein THEMIS2-like. The annotation marks the transcript as partial. Gene Ontology annotation, biological process: T cell receptor signaling pathway. The record is from RefSeq and is a predicted model, not a curated record. NCBI's taxonomy places the organism in Eukaryota, Metazoa, Chordata, Aves, Coraciiformes, Meropidae. The transcript has a single exon.